Molecule: messenger RNA, 2271 nt
Organism: Priapulus caudatus
Lineage: Eukaryota; Metazoa; Priapulida; Priapulimorpha; Priapulimorphida; Priapulidae
Exons: 3
Coding region: 1007-1984 (325 amino acids)
Source: RefSeq, a predicted model, not a curated record
CUGGCACUAUUGUGUACAUUUGCAAUUUUUAUCGAUGCCAGGCAUGGAAGUGGCUUCGAUGGGUGCGUAAGUCUGGUAAUGGUCUCUCCCCUCUUGAACAGAAAGAUUUGCUGCACCACCUGCAGUGUUUGGCAAAUGCAAACAAUGUAGGAAAAAUGAAGGAGGCCCUGCAGGACUUGCAAUCUAGUCCGGUUUGAGAGCACCAAAAAGUCCGAGAGUACACGAAUUCUUACUGGCUCCCUCGACAAAAACGGUGGAUGCGGUGCUAUCGACAAACAACAUAUGAUGCAAUCAUAAACACUAACAAUGGUGUCAAGAUGCAGAACAAAGUCCUGAAGCAUUCAUAUCUUGCGAGUCACUCUGACAAAAGUUUGACUGGGGUGAUCUCUGUGAUUCAUGACUUCUUCCUGCCCGACAUGUACCAGGACUAUGUUCGCAACAAUUUUGCAUUAAGUUCAGACUACAAACAAUACGGUGGCCAGAUUCCAGACUACCUCCAUGAGCGUCCCCACGAGUAUAUUUGGCACAUUCUGAAGAGGAUGGAGUCUGCCAAGAGGGAUUUUGUGCCAACAGAUGUCCAUCCAAUAACCAGUAACGUAUCUCGCGGAAUUCUGCGACAACCUUGGAAGGUUUACAUUAUAAGGUGGAUCUCACCAUCCCUUCAUUCAACUGUGAAGAUUUUACACGCCACCGCUGGCUUUGCAAGCAUUUUUUUGUCGUGUUUGUUGCAUAUCCUGAUGAUUGGGACUAUAACAAGUUGCCAGAGUCUUACCGAAACAACCCGUUCGUCCGGAUCGAUACAGACGCAUUUGAAAGUCCUGACCAUGUUGAAACAAGUUCCCUCAGUCCUACACUGCCAAAACCUUCUGAUGACAAGGGUGAAGUACAUGUAGGCCUAGAAACAGAGCAGUCAUCUGAAGAUGAUGAUGAUGAUGAUGUUGAGUGUGAUGCUGAUGAGCCUAUCUUGCUAGGUCUUCCUCCACUGAGGCGCUGCAAUGUGAAAAAAAUGAGACGUUUGUGUGCAGCUGCUGCUGAAGAAGUGCGGAGUGCUCUCUACCUUUGCCACGACACGGUUGCACUACAUGAAUCAACUCGAAAACUGAAGGAGAUUGCAGAGGUCAUCAAGUCUGGCGCAGUGUAUGGUGGAUUUUUCUUGAAUUCACCAACGAAGAAGAAUGAUCCAGCACAGAAGACAAAUAAACAGAAGAGGCACCAAUCGAUGCCAACCUGGAUUCCUCCAUUGAACCGUUGGCAAAAUACAAGCCUCCGAGGGCGACAUCGGUACAGGUCUGGUGCUGUGGCAGAAAUAUUCAGAACAUCAUACAAGGUGAAUAUACCUAUUGUGGCACCAGACACCGGGGACAGCAAAGUGACCAUACCUGUAGGCCUACCUGUUGCAGCACCAAAGUCGGACACCAAGACUGCGAUUCCUGUGGGCCAAAGUAAAUCUUCUGCAGACAAUGUUUUACUUGGCAGUCGCCCUCUUUGGAUCAAUGACAGAAAUAUUGGUGUCAGUUUGUCGGUCAAGGACAGAUCUAUUCUUCUUGAGAAUGAGUGGUUGUCCGAUAUGCAUAUCACUGACACGAAAUUGAACUGUCUACAGCUGAUGCGACACAGAAAUGGGAAACUCUCGAUGGUCAUUCAGCCAAUGAGGAAGCAGCGAAAUGGAAAUGACUGUGGCCUGUACGCCAUUGCUGUGGCUACAGCAGUGUGCCAUGGAUUAAACCCUUCAACUCUUUCAUUUAAGGAAGAAAUGUUGCGCGCUGACCUUGCAAGCUGUUUUGAGAGUCUUGAGUUGACACCGUUUUCUGUGGUACCCAGUCCUGAAAACAGUGUUGCUUCUGUUGCUAAACAUGUUAGUGUACUGGGCUAUUGCGGAUGUUUCAAAGUCUUGUGUGUGAAGGAUGAUAUGAAGUCAUGCUCUGCUCUGGAGUCUAUAAAUGUCUGUCAUGCUUGCCUUUGCUGUAAAUACAUACACAGUUAGCCAGCCACGGAUUCAUGUCUAAAUGACACAUGUUUGAGGUGUUCAACGUGGAAGGCAGUUGAGCGAGCGCGCGUGAUGCAUGUAAAUACGUACAAAGUUUUUUUUUUAAUGUUUUUUAUUUCUAGAUCCACCAAAGCAAUAAUAAUCAAAACAAUAGGCAUACAUUGGUACAUAUAAACAAUAAUUAGUCUUUGACGAGAGCUAUACAGAGUAAUUUUUGCCAUAAUUUUUGGCAGGGGAUAUCUACUGCAACAUGCAGCAACAGAAAUAGGCAAUAUAUAUAUAUA